Molecule: messenger RNA, 378 nt
Organism: Parnassius mnemosyne (clouded apollo)
Lineage: Eukaryota; Metazoa; Arthropoda; Insecta; Lepidoptera; Papilionidae
Source: the annotation of a GenBank genome assembly
AUGGAUUUGUCUAUUCAAAUUGUUUCAGAUACCACAGCGUUACAGUUUACAGUAUCAAAUAGAGGUUCACUACAAAUAAUUCUGAAUCGAUACAUGUAUCUAACUCAUCACAAGGCGCACGGAGGUCGGAAACGUCGAUGGCGGUGUAUCGAUUAUCGCCGUUUGCACUGUCCUGCAUUUGUCGAUACGGAUGGUGACAGCGUCGUUAAAAGAAAGUAUAUGCAUAGUCAUCCUUUUCACGAUAUAAAAAUAUUGAAAAAGAUUCAGCGUAAUUUGGUGUAUUCAAGUACUGCAAAAGCUUUGAGUAUUUUAAAUGCUACUCAAAAGCACGACGGCAAUACAUGUAAUGAAGAUAAUAUAAUGGAUGAAAGUGAUUAA